UCAUCGCCGGAGGAUAAAUGAGAGUUACGGAUAACAAGGCAUACAUUAGAAGGGAUCACAGCAAAAAAGUCUUAAGUACAUUUGUUUGAUAGCCGAUUUCGAUAGACAAAAAAAAACAAAAACAUUAGGUAGAAAAUUAGUAAGAAACUUAAACAACAAGUCACAAAACUGCGACAUGGGGACUUAAUAUCCACAAAAAUCUUUAUUACUCGCAGUAAGUUUUCACUAGUCACUUCAUCCUCCAUCAUGUUAUUCAUGUUACAUCCUAAAGGAUACCAAGGUCCGCUUUUUGACAGCCUUACACAACCUUAGUAUUUAUAAAAUAAACUUUAAACGCAAAAAUUGCUCUCAUUGUUAAGCCCUUCAUAGCCGCGUCUGGGCGCCAAAAGUGAUGAUGAACCGCAACGAAAUGAUUAUUCGUAAUCAAUGGAAUACCAUAAAAGGCAUAAAAGAUACACAAAACAUUUUUCUUCAGCACUAAUCACAAUCGGCAUCACAAUGUUUAUUUUCUCUGCAGCGUAUUGUCGAAACAGUACAUGUACACUUGUACAGUAUAUUGAGUACAUUUUUUAAUGUAAUUAAUCGAAUGUGUAUUUUUAGCAAUAUGUUUUUAAAAUAUUACAUGCUUCCAAAUAAUACCUACCAAUUUCAUCAAUAGACUUGCAGAAAUCUUCCAAUCAAUUUGGUCGACUCGACUAAUAGAUCCCCACAUGCUUGUCUCAUGCAUGGAAGUCCCUCAAUUUGAGGCGUCGUGGGACUGCUAUCAAUCAAGGAUCCCGGAAGAUUAAUGACGUCACCCCGGAUCUCAAAGUCCCGGCCUGAGUCGAUAACAAACCGCGUAAUUAAUACCGCUAAUUAGGUUUGAGAAACAAUGUUGAUUAAAACUUUUAGACAUGAGCUUAUAGCAAUUUAUAGUAAACUAUUUAUUGCCUGCUGAUAAGGUUUCAUGAGUACCUACUGGAAUCUAAAACGGGACUUUAACGCAUAUUUAGGUACACUUACAUUUAUUAUUUCUCCUGAGGUGUUGAUCGUGACGUUACGAGUACGUUCUUGAUCACAGGCAAGCUUCUUCUCUUCUAGACAAUAUUUUGUAAAAGCAUUUAAGUAUUUAGUUUUAUCACAUAAGACAAAAAAAGGAGUAUUUUUAUAUGCGGAUAAAGUUUCAAGGCCUUUGAGUAUGUUCACAGAAAAGACGUGAACUUAAAACUGUAAAUACUCAACUACCUACGCGGUUUAUAAUAGUGUGGUAUCAUUAUUAGAAGCCUAGAUUCGAAACCGGGACCAUCUAACCAUAAUAGUAAUUAUGGUUUAGGCACAAAAUCACACUGCUAAAGGAGAAGUCCAAAUCAGAGAUGUAAAGCGUAUUUACAGGGCUUGCGGGGUUAAAACAAAGAAACCCAUCAAAACCAUGUUCAGGUGAAUACGCGAAACAAGUGAAAAGCUACGUUAACGGAGUAAAGUUUGCCUGGGUCGUAGUAUAGCGGAUCGGAGCCCUCAUGUGCACGGGCCGAUCACGGCCCAUGGAGCACAAUUCGUUUGAUCUCGCCGGCUGCUCGCUAAGCGCUAUUUAUGUCCCAGCCCAAGGACACAUGGCUGUGAUGACGCGAUUUACUCGGCAUAAGGCAUACGAAUGCAUUGAGACCCUUUCGGUAAUGACAAAGUUUGGAAUAUGACGUAGUUAGACGGAAAUAGACUUAUUUGGUAUUUGCACAGACACAAGUUUUAGGUAGAUAGAUUUUAUUUAAGCCUAAUAAAUUGUACUACAAUGUGCCAUGAGCAGCAUCUUGAGCAACAGAAAUAUUUCUCAAUAUGAUCAAUGUCAAACAUUGCCCCAGGUUAGCAGCCUACGUAAACCAAACAUAAAAUAUAAAUCGCAUUAAAAGUUAGUUUAUUUUCAUUGACAUGAAACGUUCAGUGGCUAAAAUACGGUUCAUCAAAGUUUUCACGGAACGAUGUGAAAACUUCGCUAAUGAAAUUUCUUUUUAAGUGAUCGUGAACUGUCUGUCAGUAUCUGACUGCUGCGACGACUGUAGCCAGGGCAUGUAUUCUAAAAUGAAAAUUUCAACCCAAUAUAUAAAAUUCAAAGACAAUAAAGCGCAUUGCAAUCGCACAUCUACAGCUGUGCUCUAGAGAUAGAUAGUUUUCAUUAUCAUGUUAAAAAUAACUCCGGCUACCUUGUUGAAAAGCGUCAUCGAUUCGUUGCAGUUUGUUGAGCUUUUAUGACAAUUUACGUCCACAAUGUCCGUCAUCGAAAAAAUCGCAUCUAGCAAUUCAAUAGCAAUGUUGUGCUUAAUGCCUUUAUAUAUAUUUUUAUAUUACAUAUCCGAACAAAAAAGGACAUUUACAUACACAUAAUACAUCAAAAAUAUAUUAUAAUCGGUACAUACGUAUCACUCUAUUAAUAUGAAUAUGAAUUAUAAAUCUUAAGUUAUCUUGUAGAGAUACAAACAAAAAGGAAUGUAACGACCUAGAACGCUCGGUCACGAAAACAAUUCAUUUGAUUGACGCAUUCCAUCUAAAAAUGAUUGAUCGACGGACUACAAUCUGUAUCAAAUUCAGAAGUUUAUUGAUUUUGAAUAAGUAAAUGACUUUUAACACAACCACUGCCAGCUGCUAGGCGGGUUUUUCUCUUCGUUGGCGAUUUUCGCUACAAACGGAUAAACUCGUGUUACGUGUGUGUAGCACUGACAGUAAAUCAGUAAAAGUUAAUAUAUAUUACAUAGAAUACAUUUUCAUACGCAUAUUGAUUUUUACUUUUUCAUGUGGGACGUACAACAUUACAAUCAAUAAAUUGUAUAUCAACAUAUAGACAUCUGUCUAUCACAUGAAAAGAAGAACCAUUAUCAACUCUGGCCAAGGUGGGAUACGAACUCAUUGUUAUGUUAAGCCGGCUCGAGAGAUGAGAUUCUUUGGAUGAGAUGCGUUACAUUAUAAUAUUUAGAUUAUAAACCUUUUUAUCAAAACUAUACAGAUAUCGCUAGUGACGUGUUGUGUCAUGAUUACAUUAAUGACACAUGGCCACCGUUUUGGUAGCGCGUUGGACCGGCAAUCCAAAUAUGUGGUUUCGAAUCUCACGUAAGCCAGGGUUAGUCAAAGUUAUUUUUUUAAGAACCUAAGAACGUCUGACAACAGUAUUCUCCGUGAGCUGUCCGGGUAUCUGGACAAUCCUAUACGUAAAUACUGGAUUGCCGUGCACCGUGAGAGGAACAGGAAGUGACGAUCCUGACUAUGAUUGCCUAACUUUUAUUAAUUUUAGGUAUUUUUUUGUACAUUUUACAUUGUUUACUAUUUUAUUUUUAUAUUUAAAUAUUGAACUUUGUAUUUUUACAUUGUACAUAAUGUUUUUGAAAUGGGUGUUCACCUGUAAAUAAAGAACUAUUAUUAUAUUAUUAUUAUGAUAGACAUCUGAUGACAUAAUGAAGAGUCUAUUGAGUCUGUAUAUUCGAUUAGGCUGUUAAAAGUUGUUUUACUUACCGAUAUUCAUAUAUCGCAACUGUAAGGUUAGAGUAAGUAUUCUUCCCAUACAGAAAGUUCCUUUUUCUUACCGAAAGUCUCUCAUGAGCACUCAAACAAUGAUCAUUGCAUAUAAAUAUAUCUAUCAACACUCAAAUUGUUUUCCAUUUAAGGAGUAAGAACGAUCCCCGAUAUUAGGUGCGCCCGAUCGAUAUACUCCAUCAAAAUGCAAUUGUUUCGUAAAUAACCAUAUAUUUUCUUUCUGUUGCAGUGUGGCUAGACGUAGCUGGAAGCGGAAAAAAUAUGCCAACGAAAUAUGUGCCAGAAUUCCGAAUACGCAAAUACAAUGCCUGCCAAGAAUGUAAUCUCGAAAUGGCUGCGAGCGAAACAAGGAAAACAUAAACACCUACCAUGGUCCUAGCUAGGAAGUAAUUAUUGGAAAAAUAUGAAUGCCAGCGAUCUGGAUAUACUAGUGGCAAGAGGCCAACUGGAGAUACUAAAAGGACCAGAGUAUGAUUUCGGUGCUACUACCUACAACCCUGUCCUCGACUUUAAUGCCACCUUCGAAAACUCCACUGGCUUGAACUCUACGAGCGGAGAUACAUGGGACGACUAUGUUAAGCUGCUCCAAGACCGAGCGCUACUCGUUAGCUUCUUGCUCCUAUUCUCCUUGACGACAGUGUUCGGCAACAUGCUAGUCAUUCUAGCUGUCGUGCGGGAACGGUAUCUACACACCUCCACUAACUAUUUUGUGACGUCCCUUGCAGUAGCGGAUUGCCUCGUCGGUUUAGUAGUAAUGCCAUUUUCGGCAAUGUACGAAGUGUUAGAGCAUACCUGGUUUUUUGGAGUGGAUUGGUGUGAUGUUUGGCGGUCAUUAGACGUUUUAUUUAGCACUGCUUCCAUACUUAACUUGUGCGUGAUCUCUCUUGACCGCUACUGGGCUAUUACCGACCCCAUAACAUAUCCAAUGAAAAUGAGCGGACGGAAAGCCGCUUUCCUGAUUGCGGCCGUAUGGGUAUGUUCCGGGACUAUAUCGUUUCCCGCUAUUGCGUGGUGGCGAGCCGUGCGAUUGGAGGAAGUGCCGGAUUAUAAGUGUCCGUUUACGGAAAACUUAGGAUACAUUAUAUUCUCAUCGACAAUAUCGUUUUAUUUGCCUCUGUUUGUGAUGGUGUUCACUUAUUAUCGCAUUUAUCGCGCGGCGACUAUUCAGACGCGAUCGUUGAAAAUCGGCACUAAGUCGAUAAUGCGCCCGAGUGGCGAGUUAGAGUUGACGUUAAGAAUCCACCGUGGUGGCACGGUACGUCAGCGCAGCGACGCUUGCCACGGCGUAUGUACGCCAGAGGAAGCGGACCAGGAGCCGCUCACGGCGCUGCAGAACAACGGCCUCUCUCGUUCUUCCACGCGCCUUACGAACGUCGCCACUCAUGGCAAACAUUUGCCAAAAAACUUCUCUUUGUCGCGUAAACUGGCCAAAUUCGCGAAAGAGAAGAAAGCAGCAAAAACUUUGGGAAUAGUGAUGGGAGUGUUUAUAGUGUGCUGGCUGCCAUUUUUCGUGGUGAACCUGCUAUCGGGGAUUUGCUCGGCGUGCAUCGCGCACGAGGAGGUGGUCAACAUGAUUGUCACGUGGCUAGGCUGGGUCAACUCUUCAAUGAACCCGGUCAUCUACGCCUGUUGGAGCAGAGAUUUUCGUAGGGCUUUCUUAAGGAUCUUAUGCGUGUGUUGCCCGCGCAAGCUACGACGGAAGUACCAGCCCCAGCUGCGCUCCAAACAGUCACAGUAUCCAGUGUCAACAAUGAUGUAUUCGUCGGUGUCGCAGCACGAGAUGUGUCGCUUGUGACGGCAGGCGCGCGCGGGCACUUGCCGGCCGCCGCGCGCGCGCUGCUCCUGAUGCCGGGACCCGUUGGAAGCGCGCCCGCGCUCCAACAGACGGCACUCGAGGCACUACCCCGACUCAUUUCGCAUGAGGACCUUGGAACAUUCCUUCGACAAUCCCAUACCGUGCGUGGAUCACCACGUGUGCCCGGACACUGUGCCCUACUGUCCGGACUCUGAGUCCAGUGAAGUGAGCCUAGAGAGUGAGAGUCGGCAUCAGUCGUUUAAACGAAACGUGACCAAGAAAGUCACCUACCAAACCAAAGCAGAAGUGAUCUCAAAUUAAAAAUAUUAUCGUGAUUUGAUUGAAUGUGAAUACUCUAACCCCCUUAUUCAUAAACGUGUACUAAAGUUACGAUGCCGCUAAUCAUCGUUUGUCCCUUUCCGACGUAUUGGUAUGAUGGAAAAGGACAAACGAUGAUUAGCGGCAUCGUAACUUUAGUAGACGUUUAUGAAUAAGGGGGUAAAUGUGCUUACACUUUAUUUAAAAAGGUGAUGGAUUAUCUAUUUAUUGUAAAUAAUAUAUCGUUUAAAAAAUACAGCAAGACCAGAUUUUAUAUUAUGAAAUUAGUUACUAUCUGCCACUUUUAAAUGACGCUAUAGUUUUAAAGAUAACUUAGUUGUCUAGUAAUAUAUGAAAAUAAAUUCUAUGGUUGUAUACCUUUCUAGUCAUUCUCAGAUCGAAUCUUUUGUUCUUAUCGUAAACCUCAACUUUACCUAAACAAUUUUAUUCAACCGACGAAGUAAAUUUUUAAACAGAAAAAAAAUCUAUACUGAUUCCGUUAAAUUCAACUAAACCUAAAUUGGUAUGGUAUUGUAGUGGUUCACAAUAAGAACAGACCGAUGAUAGUUCGGUAAUAUUAAUUUUCAAUCAGGAGCUGUGAUUUACUGAUUAGCUGUGUAUAUAACACUUCCUGUAUAUAUUGUACCUAAUAUUUUACUGUAUGCGUACCUGGACGACUUUUUGUAAUAUUAACUGAAAUCAAAGAUUCAGCUGGCUCCAUAAAGUACACCCUGUAUAAUGAAAAUCGGGAAGUAAUACGCUUUCAUAUAACUGUACCUACCUAAUGUAAAUAAUCAUAAAUAAAUACAUUCCAAAUACUUUUGUUAGCAAUACGUCAAUUAUUGGAUGUUUGUUAAUUUAAUUGUUGUUAACCUCAAAGGUUUAUACAUAUUUAUAUAAUGCAUAUAUUAUUAUUAAACAUAAUGGUGGUCUAAUUAAUAUGUUUUAAUAAAUAUGAAGUGUAAUUUAUGGUUAUUUAUGGAUCAUAUAUCAAGUGAUGCAACUCCUUACCUAGUAAUAAAAAUGAUGUAGGUAUGUUAAUUGUUUGUAAUAAGUGUAAAUCGAAAAAGUCAUAUAACUUACCCAAAUAGAAGCAUUAAUGUCCUAAAUUUCGAGUUCGUUAUAUUCUUUUGCUCAAAUUAUUUCAUAUUCGGAACACACAGAAAUGAAGCAAGGAUUAAGAGAGAGCCCAGCGCGGUCUAGACUGCGCGGAUUCCGAGCUGGCUUUGUUAUUCGCAUUGGCAUUUGAUCGCGAGCGAGCCUUCGCUUAAAGCAAUUUGUGAUUUUUGGGACUGCAUCACUAUCAAGAUGUCACAACUAGCUACAUGCAUGAUUUUUUUUGGAAAAUUCAAUUCUAUUUCCCAUGAGACUCAAAUGUUUCUAAAAAACCUGCUAACUAUUGUGCCCCAGAAUCUUUCGAAUUACGAAUAUAAAUGUGGCGAGUGCACAGCGAGUAAUAAUGUCCCAUAUUAAAAAUGCGCGCGGUGACAAUACAUGCCAACAAAAUUCGUUUUUUUUUUUCGCCUUGUAACUAGCUUAUAAAGAAGCUAACAAAAGUGUUUAAUACCGAAAACUACUGCUUCAACAUUGUGUGCCAUGCCAAACAUUGCUUGUCUUGAGUGAUUCUCUAUCAAAUAGUGGUAUAUGUCGUAUUCCUCUUAACAGUCACCCUUAUAGAUGCGAUUUAGUAGAGUACCGCUGUUUUUCAAGCCAGAUAAUGUUUGGCGCGGUGUUUCGUGUGAAGUAAGUUAAAAUUGUACGUUUUUAAAAAAAUUCUCAUAUUUGCAUUUAUAUCGUGUUGUUUAAUGUAUCUAUUGUAUAAACAUAAUAAAAUAUUCCCUUGCAUGUAGCCCAUUAUAUGGCUCGGUCCAGUCGAACACUCGCCUGUACUUAGUAACCGAUAGCGAUUAUGGGCCCUGUGCUCUACUGAGCACGGCACCGAAAUUCGCUUUGUCCACAGUCCCAGUGUGGACCAACAAAUUGUAUCAAAAUAUUCUAACACUAAAUGUUACUCUACUUUUACUAAAAGGAUUACAAAAAUAGAAAGCGAUUUUAUAUUUACCCGCAGUUGUCAUUUCUUAAGCGGUGCAGAAGAAAUAUACGUACUUAAAUAUUUUUUGUUGAAAUUAUUCACCGAAGAUUCUGCUUAGCCCAGACCGCUCUGCUACGAGUAUUUCAAUUGAAAGAUUGAUACAAUUCUCUGGGUAGCUUGAUAUACAUUCUUAUGGGGAUGAUGCAGAUAUAUUUGUAAUUAAGUUUCGAAUUAUUUUUGACAUUCGCAUGCACAAAAACGAAUGCUACAGCUGAUUCGGUCCUUCUUUACCUAGUUUGAAAACUACUGUUAGUUUGAACUUAGGAGUUGUAAAUUUCAUUGCGACAAAUAUUGUGAAUAUAGCUGGAAACUGAAAAUAAUAAUCAAUUUAUUUGAAAGAAUUGGAAGAGGCCCAGAAUCACUAAUCGCCACUAAUUCUGCAUUAGCGACAUCCCUGAAUCCUGAGUAUAAUAGACCAAACAAAUUAGAUCCAAAACAAGCGUUUUGUGAAAUUAAUUCCCAGCAAGCUAAAUGCUACACGCACCUCCUGGGAUUGUACAAACUCGGAUUACACGCGUUUACGACCAAAUGAAGGUACUAAAACGAUUUCCAGCUUACUGGGAAUUAAUUAUUCGAAAAAAUGUACUCUGAUUGAGAUUUGGUAAAUCAUACAUGAAAUAACAGAAUUAAGUGUCACUUCUUUUGAAAUUCCAUAAGAAUAUUUCUGAAUCGAGUUCUAGAAUUGUUCCACCAUCCUACUUGGCCUUUAUAAUGUGACAAUGUAUUUACGCCACUUUUUGCUAAGCAAAUACCUACUGAAGUAUCAUUUUAUAAAUGCAAGAUUCCCAAAACGAAUUCAUUGAAAUUCUAGUACCUAAACAUAAUUUAACAAUGUCUACUAAAGAACAUGUUUCCAGCUUUAACAAUUUAUAUUACGUAUUUACCUACUUUAUUAGCAACAAGAUAGUUAUUGUUACGUACUCAUUGUGCUACACGUAUAAAAGUAUCGUAAAUGUAUACCUACUUCUCGAUAAAUCAUUAUUAUGCGAGUGUGGUUAAAUUAUGUACAUUUCUAGAAAAAACGGGUUGUCGUAUAGAUUUAUAUAAAUUAUUUUUUUCAAA
Molecule: messenger RNA, 8762 nt
Organism: Cydia pomonella (codling moth)
Lineage: Eukaryota; Metazoa; Arthropoda; Insecta; Lepidoptera; Tortricidae
Gene: Dopr2
Product: dopamine receptor 2-like
Exons: 3
Coding region: 3899-5290 (463 amino acids)
Biological process (GO): adenylate cyclase-activating adrenergic receptor signaling pathway
Cellular component (GO): membrane
Molecular function (GO): G protein-coupled receptor activity
Source: RefSeq, a predicted model, not a curated record